UGCACCGGGCGGCGAGGCUGUAAAUGACACCAGGGCUAUUAAUUAAUUAAUGGCGUGUAGCUGAGUGGCUGGCUUUCUGGCUCUGCGGCGGAGAGCGUAGUAUUCUCUGUUUUCGGAAGCAUUAGGACAGCAAGAGACCAGAGCAGCGUUCAUGUAGGGGAGGUGGUGGCCGUUUCGAGCUGAACGUCUAUCAAUCACCUGGACUAUUGUGGUCCUGCGCAGUUUUCCGGGCAGAAAGCAGCAGCAGCAGGGGGAGGGAUGAGACGCGGGAGAAGAAGAGGGAAAAUGGCGAUGGAGGGGCCUAGGCAUCAACCGCCAACCCUCGUGCCAUUGCUGAUGAGCGUGACUGCUGUGUUGAUCUCGCAUCACAUCUUUAACGCAGCUGCACAGAUACCAGACCCCGAGCUUCUGCCAACAGACCCUCCAAAAAAGCCAGAUCCAGUCACUUCAGAAACAGUGGUGUUUUGGGGUCUUAGAUUAUGGCAGGUUGUAGGCAUUUUCUCCAUGUUCGUCCUAGCAAUCAUAAUAACACUGUGCUGCAUCUUCAAAUGCCGAAUUCCACGAACGAAAAAAGAGAUAGAGGCUCGACACGCUCAAAGACAAGCCGCAAAAACCUAUGCCAACACACUGGAGACGGUGCCCCCCCUCAACGAGCUCACAGAGGUGCCGGGAGCGGCAAAGACUGAGGAGAAGGAGGAGGUGCCAACCGUUGCGGGAAAGGUUGAUGCAGAAAAGGGGAAGAAGAAAGAAAAAGAAGGCAAAAAGGAAGGCAAGAGUGCAAAAGAAGGAAAAGAAGGGAAGGGAGAAGAGAAGGAUGAACCUGCAAAGAAGAAGGGGGAAAAGGGAGAAAAAGGAGAGAAAGAAGCAUCAAAGAAAGAGGCAUCGGAUGGAGGGAAAGGGAAAAAGGGAGGUGGAGAGAAAGGAGGAGAGAAAGGGGAAGAAAAAGGAGGUGGAGCCAAGGGCAAUGCCAAGAAGCCUGCAAAGAAGUGAACAUUGUCACCUUAAUGGUGUGUGCUAAACUUUCGUUAGCCAUUUUUUAUUUUUUGUAAGAAAAUUUGUAAAUGUACAUUUACAGCAUAUUUAUUUUAUUGUAAAUUGUAAAUAUUGACAAUAAAUGAUUCUCUGUU
Molecule: messenger RNA, 1127 nt
Organism: Labeo rohita (rohu)
Lineage: Eukaryota; Metazoa; Chordata; Actinopteri; Cypriniformes; Cyprinidae
Gene: tmie
Product: transmembrane inner ear
Exons: 4
Coding region: 259-990 (243 amino acids)
Source: RefSeq, a predicted model, not a curated record